AUGUAUUCGAAGAGCUUUAAGCUUUACCAUUUGGAGAGAAAAGAACCACGUUGGUAUAUGCCAGAGAAGACUAAUGUCCAGUAUGAGAUGUAUGCGAAGUUUCUACCGCUCCGAUUUCCCACAUACGAGUUGACAGGCCUGGACCUAAAUGGAGAAUACGGUCUAGAGGCUACUAACUCACGAUGUCAUGUUACCAAUAACCCAGCCGGCAAGCACUUCAAAAUAUGA
Messenger RNA from Fusarium venenatum, 228 nucleotides. The record is from RefSeq and is a predicted model, not a curated record. NCBI's taxonomy places the organism in Eukaryota, Fungi, Ascomycota, Sordariomycetes, Hypocreales, Nectriaceae.